Hevea brasiliensis (rubber tree) is the source of this 1452-nucleotide messenger RNA. Its product is annotated as endoglucanase 16. NCBI's taxonomy places the organism in Eukaryota, Viridiplantae, Streptophyta, Magnoliopsida, Malpighiales, Euphorbiaceae. The coding region runs from base 1 to 1452 and encodes 483 amino acids. The transcript has 8 exons. The record is from RefSeq and is a predicted model, not a curated record. Gene Ontology annotation, molecular function: hydrolase activity, hydrolyzing O-glycosyl compounds. Gene Ontology annotation, biological process: carbohydrate metabolic process.
AUGGGUAACCUUAUGAGACCUUCCUUGGCAAUUGUUAUGGCAUGUUUCACUAUUUUUCAAGGACUUUUGGUAGCUGUUAAUGGACAUUUUAAUUAUAAGGAAGCCCUUACCAAGUCCAUAAUUUUCUUAGAAGCACAAAGAUCAGGGAAACUCCCACCAAAUAAUAGGUUACCUUGGAGAGGAGACUCUGCCCUUGACGAUGGUAAACUUGAAAAUAUGGACCUUGUUGGGGGAUACUAUGACGCAGGAGACAACGUAAAAUAUGGAUUGCCAAUGGCUUUUACAAUUACAACCCUAUCAUGGAGUGCUAUAGAUUAUAAAAAAGAGUUAGAAGCCGCCGGAGAGAUGGAAAAUGUGCGUGCUGGUAUCAAAUGGGGCACAGAUUAUUUACUGAAAGCCAGCAGUAGACAAAACCGUUUGUAUGUGCAGGUGGGAGACCCAGUAGCUGAUCAUCAAUGUUGGGUUCGACCAGAAAAUAUGAAAACACCAAGAACUGUGUUGAAGAUUGAUGCGAAUCAUCCUGGAUCAGAGAUUGCAGCAGAAACAGCAGCUGCAAUGGCUGCUUCUUCCAUUGUUUUUAGAGCCUCAAAUCGUACCUAUGCCCGUCGUCUCCUCAACAAAGCCAAACUGCUUUACAAUUUUGCCAAAUCACACAAAGGAACUUAUGAUGGAGAAUGCCCCUUCUAUUGCUCUUUCUCUGGCUACAAUGAUGAGCUAAUGUGGGCUGCAACUUGGCUAUUCAUGGCCAGCAAGAAGCCCGUAUACUUGCAAUACCUCACAGAUGAAGCUAUUAAUGCUAAUGUUGCUGAGUUUAGCUGGGACCUCAAAUACGCCGGAGCCCAAGUUUUGCUCUCCAAGUUUUUCUUUGAAGGAAAUAAGGGCUUAGUGCCUCAUAAAAAUGCAGCUGAUAGUUUUAUAUGUUCAGCGCUCCCUGAUAGCCCUUACCACCAACUCUAUGUCACUCCAGGUGGUAUGCUUCACUUGAGAGAUGGAGCCAAUACUCAAUAUGUUACAGGCAUAGCAUUAUUGUUUGCCGUCUACAGUGACAUCCUCAGGGAUCACAAUGAAAAGGUUAGCUGUGGAAACAAGCAGUUUGACUCAACCGCCCUCCUCAACUUUGCCAGGCAACAGAUGGAUUACUUACUAGGGAACAAUCCGCUGAAAAGAUCAUUCAUGGUGGGAUUUGGAAACAACCCACCAACACAACCGCACCACAGAGGCGCUUCUAUUCCAGUAUCAGAAGCUAAAGAUGAUAUUAGCUGCCCCAUGAGCUUUGUGAACUGGUUCCAGAAGGAUAGGCCAAACCCUAAUGAACUAACGGGCGCAUUUGUGGGUGGACCUGACAAAUACGACAAUUUCAACGACAAACGAACUGAAUCAUCCUUUACCGAGCCAUGCACUUAUGUAAACUCCCAGGCAGUGGGUGUUCUGGCAAAGCUGGCAUCCCAUUAG